AUGCACCGGCAGUGGACUCAGCUUGGCAAGGCAAUACCGGAUGAUACUUACUUUAAAGUAACAGUCGAACAGAUGGAUACAAGACCACUUUCUGUAUAUGAUAGCGAAGUUAGUGGUGCAAUUGCAAAUUUGAGAAAAAAUAUACUUAGAGAUAAGAGAUUAUGUAUACCAGUAAUCGCACUUUCGAUUUUGAUAUUCAGUCUCAUUAUUACUGUAAUUGUAUUAGCAGUUUCACCCUCAACUAAAUCUAUAUUGAAUUCAAUAAAUGAGUCGGUUGAUCCUUGUGAAGAUUUUUAUCAAUUCAGUUGUGGUAGAUGGAUAGCAGAACACGAGAAAAAUGAAUUUUCAGUUACAACUACAACUAUUCUAUAUAAUAAAUUAGAUAAAGAUUUUAAAGAAAUAUUUGAAUUAAUAAAAGAGGAGAAAGAUCUGCCAAGAAGUGUAAAAAACGUUAUGAGAGCUUUUCAUACUUGCAUGCAUUACGAUGGUUUAAAUCCUGACAGUAAAGCUUGGAUAAAAAAUAUCACUAGGCAAGCUGGAGGUUUUCCAUUGAUUGGAGAGUAUCCUCAAGAAUCGUCAAAUUUUAAUUGGACUGAUAUUUAUUUGAAGCAAUUCAAAACUUACUUCACGAGUUUUCCAUUUUUAAUAAAAAUUGAUGUAAAUCCAUUCAACUCGAGUGAAAAUAUAAUACACAUUAGUCCGCAUCUUGUCCCAUGGAUGGAAGAAGAUAAAUUAUACAAACUUGUCAAUUUGUUCGAACAAUUCUUGUACAUGAAAGAGAAAGAAAUUUCCGACAUACUUUGGUUUAAAGAAAUCUUUUCUGAUUUAACAGAAUCAUAUUAUCAAUUGGAAAUAGAUAAUAAGGAACGUCAGUUAGUAAAAAUUAAUGAAUUAAAAUCGAUUUAUCCGGAAGUGGAUUGGUUACCUUUUCUCAAUAAUCUGUUUGAUGGUUUUCUAGAAUCAAACACCGUCAUAACAGGUGACGACAAAGUCUUGUUAGAUGGAAAAACAUGUAUUAAAAGAACUUUCGAAAUUCUCAAGAAUGAUAAAGUUACUAAAAGAUUAUUGUUGAAUUACGGCGGUGCUAUUUUUGCAAUGGAAUUUCUUGAUAUUCAAGAUUUUCUUGAAGAUGAAACGUUUAAUUACCCUAAUAGUAUCCCAUUACCUAUAGAAUCUGAGUAUAAUAAUUGGGUUAUAUGUAAAGCCUAUCUAGGAGAAACAACUGGUCCAGUUUUCAAUUAUUUAUAUGGAAGAUAUAAAUAUAAGAACACUGCUAGCAAAGAAAUGUUCGAUUAUAUAGUAAAAGUUAAGAAAGAACUGGUCGAUCAAUCGACAUGGUUAGAUGAACCAACCAGAAAAGCAAUUCAAGACAAAUUGGAUCACAUGGUGACAUUCAUAGGUUUACCACCUUGGACUCAAGACGUUGAAAAGUUGGACGAAUAUUAUAAAUUAUUACCUGAAAUGGCGGACAAUUUUUACGAAAACGUCUACAAACUAAAUGAAUUUAAAGAGAAAAAAGAUGCUUCGUUUUAUGGAAAGAAAAAUGACAGGACUGAAUGGCUACCAUAUUUCAAAGAGAAAAAAGAUGCUUCGUUUUAUGGAAAGAAAAAUGACAGGACUGACCAUUACUUGGCUCUGAUUUUUCCCUUUUUUCCUUUAAAACAUAAUGGUUUAGAUUACGAUAAAUUAUAUUGGAUAAUAAAUAAAGCUAUUGAAGCUGGAGGUUUCCCAUUGAUCGAUAAGAGUUUUAAUGAACGACGAUUAUUUUAUAAUUGGCCUGAUGUUUAUAUCAAGCAAUUUAAAACUUACUUCAUCUCUUCCCCGUUAUUGAUAAGCAUUUAUUCGAAUUAUUUAAAUACGAGUGAAAAUGUGAUAUAUAUCUCUAUACCUAAUUCUGCACUUUCUUCUCCGAAUAAAGAAUUUUUACGUAUAAUCGCCUCGUUCUUCGGUAGUAAUAAAUCCGCUGAUAAAGAUAUCGAAGACAUACUUUGGCUUCAUAAUUAUAUUUCUAAUAUUUCACGUCCAUCCUCUGAAUUAUUGGCAGAUGAUCAUGAGUAUGAAUUAAUAAAAAUAAAUGAAUUAAAAUCGAUAUAUCCAGAUAUCGAUUGGUUGUCUUUUCUAAAAAAUCUACUUGAAGACUUUCUAGAAACAGGAACCACUAUUACUGGCAACGAUAAAGUCUUCUUGCUUGGAAAAACAUAUAUUAAAACUAUCUUAGAACUUCUCAACAAUGGAACAAUUUCUCAAAGGCUAUUAUUGAAUUACGGCGGUUCUGCUUUUCUGACAGAGUUAUUUACGUAUAAUUAUCUUGAAGGAAGUAGUCUAAAGUUAAAACAUAAAACAGCUACGAAUGUAAAAUGGUCUCAGUGUAAAAGUUUCUUUACACAAACAGUUAGUCCCGCUUUGGAUUAUUUAUAUGGAAAGUAUAGAGAAGAAAAAUUUAUUAGCGAAGAACUGAUCGAUUAUAUGAUGAUGGCUAUGAAAGAAAUGGUAAAUCAAUCGACGUGGUUGGAUGAAUUAACCAAAGAAGAAGUCCAAGACAAAGUAAGUAGAAAAAGUAAUCACUUUAUAACGUUGUGCUUAUUCAAACACUUUUUAAACAUGUUUUAA
Centruroides sculpturatus (bark scorpion) is the source of this 2610-nucleotide messenger RNA. Its product is annotated as endothelin-converting enzyme 1-like. The record is from RefSeq and is a predicted model, not a curated record. Gene Ontology annotation, biological process: protein processing. Lineage: Eukaryota; Metazoa; Arthropoda; Arachnida; Scorpiones; Buthidae. Gene Ontology annotation, cellular component: plasma membrane. Gene Ontology annotation, molecular function: metalloendopeptidase activity. The transcript is spliced from 21 exons. The coding region runs from base 1 to 2610 and encodes 869 amino acids.